AUGUGGACGAUCGCUGGCACAUACAUUCAUCUACCAUCGUCUGCAGUACCCUCUACUAGUAGUCACCCACGUUCUCACAGUGAUUCUGCUGGAUCUAUUGGGUUGACAGAUCUUCAUCUUGGAGGCACACCAUCCGAUGCUUCAGAUCCUCCCACGCCAGUGCAUCCACAAGCACGUGUUCCGCAGCCCGGAGACAGAGAUGCUCAUCGAAGGCAGUAUAUUAUUCCAUAUGGAGUAGGGUUUUUGCCCGAUGAUGUAAUUGCAAAAAUUAUGACUAAAUGCAUUUGUCGGCACUUCAACGGCUAUUGGACCAGUUGGCAAAAGGUUCCAGAAUUUGAUAGAAAUGAAAUCUGUAAAGAAUUUCAAAAUUUUUAUAGAAGAGCAAAACUCAGAAUGAACGGUUCGUUGAAUUAUGCCAGAACGAAGAGGGUACGACCAAGUUUUAUACUCGAACCCAUGUGGCAGGAUUAUCUUUGCUAUUGGAGUAGCGAUGAAUACCAAGUGUUGAGUGACAAAGGAAAGAAAGCCAGGGUAUCAUCCAAGGGUGGCUCUCUACAUACUGCGAGAGCAUUUAGUCGGAUUAUUGUAGAGCAAAAAAUGGAAAAAAAUUCGGUAGGAAGAUAUAACAACAUGAGGUAUUCGAGGCGACCCAUGUAAGGAAGAAAAAGAACCCAACUGAUAAAGAUGUCUGGGUUGAGCCUCGUGCAAAAACUACCCAUGACAAAUAUAUGCAGUUCAUUAAUGAGUAUCGUAGUAGUCAGCCUCUUGAAAGUUAGGGUGAAACAAUACUUGAAGAUACAGAGGAGGAAUUCUGGAAACAAACUGUGGGUUCUCCACUUAGAGGCCAAUACUACAGGUACCACAGAAAAUGCUUUAGCGAGAAUAUUGGGUCUUCGUUCGGCGAAACAUCCUAUCCCUCAUCAAUUAAUAGAGAAACCGUUGAUUUACUAAAAGUUUCGAUUUCUCAACUCACUAAAGAGCUUGUUGCAUAGAUUGAGAGGGUGAAGCAGAAAGAGAAGGAAACAACAUCACAAUUCAGAAUGAUGCAGGAGCGGAUUAACUCUUUUAUUCGAUCUGCAGGGAUUCUUCCACACUAUCCUAGUGAUGCAGUUUGGGCUGCAAAAGAUCUAGGUCCACUGGAUGAUUAUUACACCACAGAGGAGAAAUCAGAUCCUGUGGUGAGCCUGAGGAUGCGGAUGAUGAUGAGUUGUAGUUUAGAUUUGGAACCUUGAUAAAUUUUGUAAAUAACUUUAUUUUAAACGUUUGUAUUGUUACGUUGGUUGUUUGUAUUGUUACGUGGGUUGAUGAAAUGUAGCAUAA
Messenger RNA from Capsicum annuum, 1320 nucleotides. RefSeq lists its product as uncharacterized. The transcript is spliced from 6 exons. The coding region runs from base 1 to 657 and encodes 218 amino acids. NCBI's taxonomy places the organism in Eukaryota, Viridiplantae, Streptophyta, Magnoliopsida, Solanales, Solanaceae. The record is from RefSeq and is a predicted model, not a curated record.